Monomorium pharaonis (pharaoh ant) is the source of this 4663-nucleotide messenger RNA. RefSeq names its product odorant receptor 43a. The record is from RefSeq and is a predicted model, not a curated record. Lineage: Eukaryota; Metazoa; Arthropoda; Insecta; Hymenoptera; Formicidae. Gene Ontology annotation, cellular component: plasma membrane. Gene Ontology annotation, molecular function: odorant binding; olfactory receptor activity. Gene Ontology annotation, biological process: detection of chemical stimulus involved in sensory perception of smell; sensory perception of smell. Bases 3048 to 4142 code for a protein of 364 amino acids. The transcript is spliced from 6 exons.
UUCAAAUAUUUUUCUUUUAAUUUUUGUGGCAAAAGAUUUUCUAUAGUCUUUUUCGCGUUUAAAUUAUUUUUGGAGAUGUAAAUUUAAUAACGAGCAAAAAUGUGUCUAAAACGCGAAGUGAGUGUGUGAAAAAUGCGAGAAUGUAUUAUUUUAUUGUUCAUGCUAUUGUUUAGAAACCAUUAAAUAAUGAAUUAUUUGUGUGAAAUUUUUUCGUGGAAAAAUGGCAAUUUUUCGAUUAAAAAAGGAAUAUGUAAUAGAUCAAUUUCUACGCACAUGUAACAAAAAUAUACAUUAUUUAUAAAAAAAUAGAUUCACUGUUAAAUAAUUAUCAAUUAUUGUAUUUAAUGUUUGUUAUAAUAAUGAUAAUAAAAUUUUGUUUUGACUAUUAAUGUUUAUUUUAUUUGUUUGUUUAUUUUGGAUUAUAGUAGUACUAAGUAUUUCGUAACCUAAUUAUUAUCUCUGUUAUAAAAAUAGUUAGAGAUUAUUUAAACUUUUUUGAAUGUAAAAUUUUCAGAAGAAUACGAUAAUCUUUAGUUUAAAAUCUAUAAUAUCUAUAAAUAUAAAUAUAAAUUAUUUCUCAGUAAUUGAGAGAGAGAGAACAUGAAUCAGUCUUUUAAAACAUUAAUUUUAUGUAAAUUUUAUAAAUAUUAUGACAGUAUUUUUUAAAUGUUUUAUUUUGGACUGUGUUUCGGUACUCUAUCUUUGUCUAACCAUUGUACGGAACACGAUAGUCAAAGAGAAUUCAUUUUAUAUCACAUGUAACAUUAUAAUGUAGAAAUGGUUCGUCUUUAUGCUCUAACAGCAAAGAAAGGCAAGCUUCGAAAAAAUUUCUCUUCUGACGUCCAUUUAAUUCAUGCAAAAUUCAUCUAUCCAGGUUCUUUAUCGUCCCGAUUUGUUACAAAUGGUCCAAUUGAAAUAGUAAUGUUAAUUUACAUGUAGUUUGAGAUGUAUCCGUUUCCACUUUUAACUUAUUAUUAUAUACCUUGAUCUAAGGUCGUAGGCAUUCAAAAGAUGUGAACAACAUUAUAAAAUGCCAAACUAUAUUGUUUUUUUUAAAUUACAAUUUUGAAUUUUUGUGUUCUUAUAUUUGUUAUACCUAUUAGAAUUUCACUUAAAAAAUGACAUACUUUUUUGUUUUGAAAUAAACGCAUGUACAUAUAAUAAGGCAACGUCUAGUAUGAAAUAAACUUUUCACACAAAUUUUGCAAAUUUAUAAUAUACUACGAUGCAAUAUUUUCCAUCUCUUGUCCUAUUAGAGCAUACCAGUAAACGAUUUUCAAAACUUAUUAUACGCGUAUAAAGUAUCUUGAUAUGAACAGUGGUAAUCAACUGGGGAUAGCAUUUUUAAUAUUUAAUGAGACGUUUGGCGAGGGUACCAAGUUUUUCCUUUUCAAUAGAAAGCGCGUUUAUUUUAUACUACAUGAUAAAAAGGACAAUACAGUUCUCUUUACAGUUCUUUUCAGUUCUCAUGGAUAUUAAAGAAUCUAAAGGUUAUAGAGGUAUUAAUUCCAUAUUUUUUCUUAUUUGCAUCCUCUAUGUAGGCUAAAUUGGGGGAAGAUGCCAUAUUGGGAAAGAUGCCACUUCUUGUAUUUUUCAAAAAUAAAUUAUAGAGCGUGCUAAAUUGCAUUGAAGAUAACAAAAUCAAUGAUAAUAAUCACAUGGCAAUACGCGUUAUUUUUUAUAAAGUUUUUAAAAUAUCAAGGUAAGUUGAAAAUGUAUACAUCAAAUUUAAUUUCUAUUAAAAUACGUAACUAAGUUUUGUGACUGUUUUUGUCAAAUCUUAUAACACUGAAUCAAAGACUAAACAUUAAAAUUAAUUAGAGUUUAUUUUUCCCUCCUUCUAAACUAUAUAUAUUUUUUAAAUAUUAUGCUUUAAAGUUAACCAUGGCAUCUUCUUCUAACUUACUCUAUUUAUUAAAUAAAUCAUUUAUAUUUUUUUUUCCUAUUAUUAUUCUCAAAUUAUUAUUUUAUUAUGAUUCGCCUUCUAAGUCUUUAUAUGUAAAGUAAGUCAAGGGAAGAUGCCAAUUGAGGUAAAAGUCACUUGGUUAUAAUAUCUUCAUAAAUUAGAAGUUAGUUAUUCUGAUUCUGCAUUAGAUUGUUGGAAGACUAGCUAUAAAAUGGAAUUCCGAUACUAAUAAGUGUCAGCAUAAAAUUUUGUAAGACUACAAAAAGGUAAGUCGUUCUAUAAUAUUUUAUAUUGCGAUGGCUAAGCUCUGGGUUUGAUGCUUAUUUUAAAGUCAAAUAAUUGUUAUACAGUUUUGAGCCACGUUUACAAUCAUAUGGCUGGUAUAGAGUUUAUAUUUUUUGUUACAUGUGCGUCGAAAGUGAUCCUUUUUGUGUCACUUUUUCGUGCCGAAGUUUGCUUUUACGAAUUUUAAAUAUUUAAAAUAAUACAGAAUUUUAAAUAUUUUAAAUAAUUUUAUAUUAUUUAAAUCAAUAAAAGUAUGGUAAUACAAGGAGUCCUUCUAAAAUUGCCUAUUUAUGUUUUAUCGUUUCAUUCUUGUAUUAUUAUAAUUUCAACGUAAUUGUUUAUCGUAAAUAAACAUGUAGAUAAACAAGUAUUUCUGUGUUACUGUCAUACUAGUUAAAUACUUUCAUAUCUUAUGUCACAGAAGAUAACAUCUUACCCAUAUUAUAUAUAUAAAAUUAAACUAUAAAAAAUUAAUAUAUAAUAAUAUUUUUUACACUUUUAUUUAUAAAUUAUUUACAAUUUACAAGUUAUUUUACAAAUAAGAAAUUAAUGUUUUAAGAGUCUAUUUUUUGGAGGAGAAUUCUUGCAAAACUGGCAUCUUUCUUAAUAUGUAUUUUUGUAAAAUAAAAAUAAAGAAACAAAGUGUAAAGAAUAUUAUAUUUGUUUUAUAGUUAAAUUCCAUAACAUGAUAAAGUUAUUUCAAAAAAAAGCUUAAGUGUGGCAUUUUCCCUUAACUUACCUCAUGCAUUUAUAAUUAUUUUGUGGAAAUUUCUUGUUAGAUUUCGUAUGGGCAGUUGAAAUACAUCGUUUAGGUUUGGAAAUAACGGGUUUGUGGCCUAAAAAUGACACAGCUGCUAUGAAGAAAUUUUGGUCAAAAUUUCAUCCAUGUAUUAUUUUAACUUUAAUAAUAUUUAUUUCUAAUGUUCCGAUGAUAUAUGCGGUUAUGCAAGCUUGGGGUGAUAUGAUACUUGUAAUAGAUAUUUUGCGUAUUGCAAUUCCUUUACUAGUAGUUCCUCUAAAAUAUAUUAUUGUGCGAUGGAAACGAACAGUUCUCUUGUCGAUUGUAAAUAUGAUGGCGGAAGAUUGGAUGACAUUCAAAUUGGAUUCAGAGAGAGCUGUGAUGAUAAAACGAGCACGAACGGGUCGAUUAAUUAUGAUUGUUGGAUAUGUUAUCGCCAUAACUGCAAUUGUUACAGUAGUUACUCCUACUUAUUUUGGCAUUCAAGUAAUGCGUGUAACGAAUUUCACAGAUGGAAAUAAGGCGUUAUUGCUGGAUACGUAUCCCUUCUACGAUACAGAUAAGAGUCCACAAUUUGAGUUGACAUUUUUUUUUCAGACCAUAACACUCUUAUUAGCAAUUACCAUUUACAUGACAGUUGAUAUUUUUUUAUUACUGAUAAUUCUUCACAUUUGUGGUCAGUUAGAGAAUUUUAGAUAUCGAUUGAUUCGUUUGGUCUCAUGCAAGAAUUUUAACAAUACUUUAAACAAUAUUAUAGCAUCGCAUUUACGACUUAUCAGAUUUAUCGAUAAUAUUGAAAAUGCAUACUCUUUAAUGAUGCUAAUAUUGUUGUUUUAUUUUGCUCUAGUAUUUUGUCUAAGCGGUUUUUUAUUUACUAUUAUACUUAAUGAGAGAAAAAAUGAAGCUAUUGUUACACAAGUAUAUUUUUCAAUAAUUCAUUUUACUAUAUUAUUGAUGAAUACCUUAGUUUAUUGUAGUGCUGGAGAGCUUAUACUGAAACAAUGCGAUGCAGUACAUCGUGCUACAUGUGAUCUUGAAUGGUAUAAAUUGGAAUCAAGAAAGGCGAGAAGUCUUAUUCUAUUAAUGAUAAGAACUCAUCAUCCUCUACGUAUCACUGCAGGAAAGAUUAUUCCAUUAACAAUGGCUACUUUUUGCAGCAUAUUAAAGACAUCGUCUGGCUAUAUAUCUUUCUUACUAACGAAACAUGGUUGAAAAUCAAUUUGUGAUUUAAUAGUUAUUAUUUACAAAAAUUGAUGUUUUUGCAAUGAAUAAUUAUUAAACAAUUGUAUUUAGCAAUUGUUAUAGAAAAAGUACACCGAGAGAAUUAUUAUUAAGAUUAUUUAUUAAAAUAAAGAAAAUGUUAUUUAAUUUAAAGAAAUUUAUUUGUAUUACCUAUAUUAUGUGAAAAACCUAAUUAAAUAUUUAUUUAAAACAAAUUAAUUUGAUUAAAACUUUUGUAAUUUAAGUAAAAAAAACAUUGUAAAAAAUAUAUAAGCUCUUUACAGUUUUUGAGGAUUCUUACAAUUAAUGUAAUUAUUGUAUAUGUAUCUAACAAUCAAAUUAGUUUCAGAUAUUGUUUCUAACUUAAAUUUACGAUUUGUGCUUAAAGUUUUGCAAAUUAUAUCAACAGCACAUAAUCUGUUGAAUAUACACUGAAAAAAAAUGCAAUAUAUUCAAUAAGAUAUGUUAUUGCGGGCUGCCAAUUAAAAAUAUACUCAAUACAAUAAUAUAUG